Molecule: messenger RNA, 762 nt
Organism: Rhipicephalus sanguineus (brown dog tick)
Lineage: Eukaryota; Metazoa; Arthropoda; Arachnida; Ixodida; Ixodidae
Product: putative nuclease HARBI1
Exons: 4
Coding region: 1-762 (253 amino acids)
Source: RefSeq, a predicted model, not a curated record
AUGGCGGUGUUCCAUGCAGACGUAGCCCACCGCCGGAGACGCGGCCUCAUGGACAGACUUAUCGUUUUGGCGAUUCAUUGCAUGCACGUCUUCGUGACACUGUGCGACGCGGCGUUCCGGGUUUACUCGGUGGCUCGGACGCGCAAGGCGUCCGAACCACCGAGGAGGCUGCUACUUGCGCUUGUUGCUUUGUCUUGCAUUUGCACGAUAUUCAUGCAGGUUGUGGCGGGCCCACAUCUACACUUCUUCAACGCUGUGGCAAGCUGGCCGGGUUCUGUACGUGACAGUCGAAUAUUUGUUAACUCUCGUUUACGAGUUCUUUAUGAAGAGCUCAGAGUGCCAGGAGUUCUUCUGGGAGACAUGGUUUAUGCCUGUUUCCCAUUCCUAAUGGCGCCUCUUGCAGACCCAGGUACAGAAGACACACCAGAACGAAGGUACAAGGCGCGAAUCAAGACGCGGAACUCAGUUGAACGGGCUUUCGGAGUUUGGAAACGACGGUUCCCAUGUUUGGACAUGAAAUUGCAGCACAAGCCAGAGAGAGCUGCACGCGUCAUUACUGCUUGUGCUGCCCUACAUAAUUUGGUAUUGUCACGAGGAGAACCGGAGCCGCUAGACACGCCAGCACUUCGUGCCUCAACCAUUCGAUGCAGGCGCAUGGGGCGAAACACAUGUGAAGAACAUUUGCCACCUGUUAAAAGUCUCGGAGUCAAUCUGUCCGGUAUGCGAGCACGGCAGCAACUCAUUGGGAGAAGCUUUUCUUGA